Molecule: messenger RNA, 2276 nt
Organism: Hydractinia symbiolongicarpus
Lineage: Eukaryota; Metazoa; Cnidaria; Hydrozoa; Anthoathecata; Hydractiniidae
Product: probable inactive 1-aminocyclopropane-1-carboxylate synthase-like protein 2
Exons: 1
Coding region: 897-2276 (459 amino acids)
Biological process (GO): amino acid metabolic process; biosynthetic process
Molecular function (GO): transaminase activity; pyridoxal phosphate binding
Source: RefSeq, a predicted model, not a curated record
CAUAUAUGCUGCCAUACCCUUAUUCUUGCAAAGUUUAGAGUCAAUCUUUUUCACAUAUCAAUUUUACUAAAUCACAGCGUUUUGUUAUUUACAAACGGAAAUACCUGCAUAGUUAGUGUAAUUUGAAGUCUGUGUACAAAAAUAGCCAGUUAAAUGGGAUUGUGCGGAAUAAAUAGUAACAUUUAGUGUAAUAGUGAGUUUUAAUUGAUUAUAUUUAUAAAAACAUUCAGCUACGUGACUGAACUAUAAAUGCAUCUAACUUAAUUAACGCAACAGUUAAACACCUUAUAUAUAUGUAUUUGAACAGUUUUAUCCUGGUCUAAUUAUAUGAUUUUUUUUACAUAUAUCCUGGACAAGUUAAUACAUUAAACGCACACAUAAACAAGGUAAUUAAAUCGUCGUCAGAAAUAAGGUGAAAUAAGCAACAAAAGUAAUUAAUUGAUAACCGAUAUUAUCUUUGUCAGCAGGUACUUAGUCAUUCAUAAAUUAUAUAGAAACACAGCUUCUUUCUAAAAAGAAUGCAAUUGCCUUUUAAUUCAUAGGUUUAUGCAGGAGGUCUGAAAUAAAAAAAGCAACGUCAUUUGGUAAUCAAAAUAUACAAUUGCCCGCAAAGAAAUCAUCAAUUACCUUUAAAUAUUGCAGGCAUGCCUUGGAUACCAAAAAUAAAUGGAGGCCAAUUAUGGGUAAGUACUAUAAAAGGAGGGCUUCGAAGAACUUCAUGAACCAUUCAUCCACAAGAGAAAGAAACAAGUAGAUCAUAUCCAUAGGUCAUCUUUAUCAAGUAAGAAAAAUACCUUUUUUUAACGAAAGUCCUUUGCUUUUCAAAGAAUUAAUAUCACGCCGCUACAGCUGUACCAUAAUACAUUAUUUAAUAUAAAUCCAUUUCUAGAAAGAAGAUGCUGUCUAAACGAGUAUCAAAGAAAAAAGGCUCACCUAAUAUGCUGCAUAGCGCAUGGUAUAAGCAAAACAGGAACCCAUACAACGAAAAAACCAACCCAAAAGGCAUAAUUAAUUUGGGAACAGCUGAAAAUAGAAUAGUUUACGACGUGGUUAAAGAAAAAAUGAAUUCUGUCAAGGCAUCUGACAUUCCAGAAAAAUAUACUCAUUAUUGCAAACUCUCUGGAACUGACGAGUUUCGAGAUAAGUUAAAUACUUUUUUCACGAACAAUUUCAAGCCUUCUGUCAAGCUUCAAAGGGACGACAUUUAUGUGAUGAAUGGCUGUGGAACAGUCAUUGAAGCUCUUGGAUAUUCACUCUGUGAUGAAGGUGAUGGUGUACUUAUUCCUGCUCCAUACUACUGUGGAUUUGAAAGUGAUUUGGAGCAAAGAAUUGGCGUUAAAACAUAUCCUGUGCAUUUAGAAAGUAAAUCUCUUCAUCAGGUGAAACCGUUUCAGUUAACAACUCAACUGCUCGAAGAAGCAUUUAUCAAAGCUGAAGAAGAAGGAAUUCACAUCAAAGCACUUCUUCUAUCUAAUCCAAACAAUCCACUUGGAAUCAUAUACACUGAAGAAGAACUUGAAUCGUAUAUCACCUUUUGCAGUCAGUAUAACAUUCACCUUAUUUGCGAUGAAAUAUACAUGAUGUCUGUUUACGAUGAAAACGUUGAUUUCAAAAGCGUUCUUUCUCUGAAAAGUUACCUAAAACACAGUGAUAAGAUUCAUGUUGUAUGGGGCUUUAGCAAAGAUUUCGGAUUGUCUGGAUUUCGAUGUGGCAUUGCGAUAACGAAAAAUGUGGAUUUACAAUCGGCUUUAACAUCUGUUGGUUACUACACUAGUGUGCCUACUGCAACACAAUACAUUCUGGAAGAACUGAUCACAGACGAAACAUGGUUAAAUAAACUGAAGUCAAUCAAUCAUUCUCGACUAAGAAAGUCUCGCGAUCUUGUCACUCAGCAUUUACAGAAAUGGGACAUUCCAUACAUAUACCCGACAAGUGGCUUAUUUCUUUGGAUGAACUUAUCCAACUAUCUCUUAAGCGACGACAAACAAGCAGAAGUAGAUAUGUUUAAUAAGUUAAUGAACCACGGAUUAUACUUAGUACCAGGAUUUGCAUUUGAAUGUAUCGAACAUGGUUGGUUUAGAAUCAUAAUUGCGCAUGAAUUGGACAUUCUCCAGACUGGAUUAGCUCGAUUGAAAGAUGUGUGUAUACAAAACAAUAAUAUUUCACCUGUAAUUUUAACAGGUAAUAAGCGUUCUCUUACAUCAAAUGAGUUUUUUCUUAAUAAAAAGAUUAAGCAAAAGAAUUACCUAACAGACAUUAAUGGAAACAGGAUAUAG